AUGGCUACCAUAUUCAUGAGGAUCACUUUUACCCUUCGGGUUACUGAAAUCCUUGUUGGAAUGGUAGCAAAUGGAUUUAUUGUCCUCAUCAAUUGCAUUGACUGGUUCAGAAGCAGGAAACUAUCCUCAAAUGACCUGAUCCUGACCUGUCUUGGCUUGUCCAGACUUGCAUGGCUGGUAAUCAUGAUUCUGGAGGGAAUGGAGAAUUUCUUUUCUCUGGGCAAUCGUGUUUGGAAUGACGCACAUCCAAUGCCUCCAAUCAUGUGGAUAUUUACAAACUCUGCCAACAUCUGGUUUGCCACCUGGCUCAGUGUUUUCUACUUGGCAAAGAUUGCCAUUUUCUCACAUCCCAUUUUCCUCCAAGUGAAGCAAAGAAUCUCUGCACUGGUGCCAUGGCUGCUUCUGGGCUCAGUCGUCUUCUCUGCUAUGACGGCUGUCAUUCUAAUGACAAGCUUGAACAAUGGUUUUUCCAUACGCAGUCCCGCCAAUGAUUCAGAAAGUAAAAAGCCUGGCUGCUCGAACUACGUGGGUAUUCUAACAGUAGCAACAAAUCUCAUUCCCUUUCUGAUAUUUCUGUCAUCGACCAUCUUAUUAAUAACCUCUCUGUGGAAGCACAUAAGGCACGUACAAUGCAAUGGAAUUGGUGUCAGGGAUCUCAACAUUCAAGUUCACUUGACUGCCAUCAAAGCUCUGGCUUCCUUCGCUGUUCUAUACCUGUCUAGUUUUCUAGCAAUCAUUUCGCAAGAAGUACUGAUCAAGAAUAACAUGGAUCACAGUUGGUCAGUGAGGCUGCUUGAUCUUGUGGUUGCCGCUUAUCCCGCUGGUCAUACUAUUAUCCUGAUAUUAAUUAAUCCCAAACUGAAACAGACAUGGGUCAGGAUGCUACAUCACGUAAAAUGCUGUGAAGGGCCAUCUUAA
Messenger RNA from Gekko japonicus, 918 nucleotides. Its product is annotated as taste receptor type 2 member 40-like. Gene Ontology annotation, cellular component: membrane. Bases 1 to 918 code for a protein of 305 amino acids. The transcript has a single exon. NCBI's taxonomy places the organism in Eukaryota, Metazoa, Chordata, Lepidosauria, Squamata, Gekkonidae. The record is from RefSeq and is a predicted model, not a curated record. Gene Ontology annotation, molecular function: bitter taste receptor activity; G protein-coupled receptor activity. Gene Ontology annotation, biological process: sensory perception of taste; detection of chemical stimulus involved in sensory perception of bitter taste; G protein-coupled receptor signaling pathway.